UUAUAAAAUGGCGGAAGAUAAUUUAGCCGAACUCGAGAUACACGCAGAUAGCCAGGCAACAAAGUACAAUCCACACCACUCUGAAGAAAACCUUGAAGACAGACUGGUCCCGGACGUUCAGUUCAAGACCUCUAGACUAACAGUGCGAACCGACUCAAUGGAUAACAAGCAGAAUCUAGGCUCUGGUGACGGUGGAUCGUCUCCAGCAGAGACCGCGCAACAAGAUCAGCCACCAAUCGUUCCGAAUAUCGGGCGUCCUAAAAGUGCCCCGAUGUCAAAAUUUCAACAGAAACAAUUCUUUGCCUACAGGCCCGGUGCCAUUGAAGCUGCGGUGAAUGAGUCAAAGUCAAUAAUAAAGCCAGAGAUUGACGGUGAGAUUCGUGGUGUGUGGCUGCUCACUGAAAUUGACCAUUGGGACAACGAGAAAGAACGCAUUGUAUUGGUGAAUGAUUUCACCUUACUGACAUUGAAGUAUGACUUCGUGGCCUGCAAGCUGCAUGAGUUUAAAAGGAUAAUGCUGAAGGCAAUUGAUAAAGUGAUACUUGGGUUAUUUGAAUACCCUGGCAGGACAAUAGCAACAACCAGAGAUGGUGUUGGUUUACGUGCAUAUUGGAACAACGGGAUAGAGCCAACAUUUGCUGCAAAGUGGAAUCCCUGGAGUAAGCAAAUUCCGUGGAUAACACUGACUUCACAUCCCCUGCAGUUCAAAGAAGAUAGAGAUACAGAUUGUUACAAGCCCAUCAAGCUGAAUUCAGUGCACCUUGAAAUUGGGAGCAAAGUUCUGAAUAUCGAACAGAGCUCAAUUUUUGAGCUUGAAACCUUCAAGACAGCCUUCAUGCAAGCUAUACAAAAUGCUCAAGAACAGAAGAAUUCUGAAGGAGCAACUGCAUUGACAAUCCACGAAGCGCCGAUUUUUAUUGAAAACUAUUUAGGAUUUGCAUCAAUGGUCCACAAUCAAAGUCAUAUUGGAUUCUCGCGAGAGAGGGGUGGAGUCAGUUUUUAGACAUCUUGCAUCUGCUUAUUUCCCUCAGUAAAUUGUAGCUCUGCAAUGGUCUUUUUCUAAACGUUGCUGAAAUCUCUGUCUCGUUGAAAUGCAAGAUGCUUGCAUGACAUUUCACUCGGCACAUGUGAAAAUGUGUAUUUAUAUCGUCAAAAAACAAUGUACGUUGUACAAUCAAAAAUAGAGGCUUUCUUGUGUAUUUAUCGUUACCAAAGUAAUUUCUUUUUUCUGUGUUGCAAUUUAAGAAUAAUCUUUGAGGAUAUGGAUCGUUGCAUGGAGGAAUAGUAAACUUAAUAUAGCCUUACAACUGAAGUUACCCAUGCCAUUGCGGUCAUUUUUCAAAGUGCAUACAUACGUAAUAUAUAUAUAUAAAAAAAAAAUACAUGUAUGUUUAUAGUAACUUGAAAAAACUUAAUGCAAAUUUUGUUGAUGUGUGUGUUUUUUUUGCGGAUAAAUAUUUAUUUUGUAUGGGUGUCUGUAGCUUUGGUAUACUGAUUCAAGUUAGCAAAAUUUGGACAUCUCUUAACACCGUCCUCCUCUUUGCUCACUCUAUCAUUAUUAUUAUUGAAGAAAUUGUUAGGACACAUCUCUGAGGAUCUCACACUUGCACUUGUUCUGCAUUAGGUGUAGACUCGGAACACCACUAUCAUGAGUCUUUAUUGCUGUGGUUCUUAAAGUUCACCCAUUGAGUAUGUUACAGUCAGCUGUUUUUAAUAGUAUUGUAUGCAGAGUGAUGCUACACAAGACGUCCAUCCAGUCAGACGUGUUUGUGAUAUUUUAUUUGAUGUUAGUAUCUGUCAUGUAUAUGUAAGUCCACUAGUGGUUUGUUUUUAAAUUGCUCCUUCACCAUCAGUUAAGGGUAUCUAUACGUUCAAAUUUGUAUCGAUGAUAUCAUUUUCACUUGCUAUGAAUUAAUCUGGGACAAGGAUGUCUAUACAUAAAUAAGCACACAAUAAUAAACAAAAAAACUUGUAUAGUUUUAGAAAUGUAAGCUACUUUUCAGGUCAAGCAUAGGUUUAGCCUGGUUUAUUCUGUUUUUAUUAUGACAACAAUUUUUUCCUGUUUUUGAUGAAGGUAGUGACGCUAAUCAACUGUCUACCCACAAUUCCUUGUACAUCUAUCAUGAUUACCCCAAACAAGGAGAACAAUUGUAUACAGCAACAUAAAGUGUGAUGAUUUUUUUUUAAAGAGUCUUGCACAUGUCUGUGAUGAAUGAAUUUGUUUUCAGUAUUUAUCAGAGAAUUGUUUUGAUAUGUUGAUGUUAAUCGUGUUUUAGGCAAGUGCAAAAUAAAAAUGAGAACAAAGCCUGGCUAGCAAGCUAUGACUAUACAGUAAAUGUCGAAGAACAAUUUUGAAAUAGUGAAAGAAAACUCCAGCUAGCAGUUCUAAAACUAUUCAAUUAUUUAAUACUAACCAGGGAUGAGACAGUAUUUACAGAAUUGUACUCUUGUUCAGCAUGAUGGUAGUAAUGCUUCCUUUAAUAAAAGUAUGUCACAGGUGAA
Saccoglossus kowalevskii is the source of this 2502-nucleotide messenger RNA. RefSeq names its product tumor protein p63-regulated gene 1-like protein. Gene Ontology annotation, cellular component: cytoplasm. The record is from RefSeq and is a predicted model, not a curated record. NCBI's taxonomy places the organism in Eukaryota, Metazoa, Hemichordata, Enteropneusta, Harrimaniidae.